Molecule: messenger RNA, 3117 nt
Organism: Trichomonas vaginalis G3
Lineage: Eukaryota; Parabasalia; Trichomonadida; Trichomonadidae
Product: putative phospholipid-transporting ATPase family
Exons: 1
Coding region: 1-3117 (1038 amino acids)
Biological process (GO): phospholipid translocation
Cellular component (GO): plasma membrane
Molecular function (GO): ATPase-coupled intramembrane lipid carrier activity; ATP hydrolysis activity; magnesium ion binding
Source: RefSeq, a predicted model, not a curated record
AUGCCUUUCGGGCGACGAAAUAAUCAGCCAAAGCCCGAAUUUAUAGAGUUUAACAUUGGCAAGCGCGAAUACAUGGAAGGUAUUCAAGCUGAUAACUAUGUUAGAACUACAAGAUAUACAUUUUUAACUUUUCUUCCACUUACUCUUUACGAAAACUUCCAACGUUUAGCAAAUGUCUACUUUUUAAUCAUCGCUUUAUUCUCUUUAGCACCAUGGUCACCAGUUACACCAAUUGUUUCUAUUUCACCACUUAUAUUUGUCAUUGCUGUGUCAAUGCUCAAAGCUUUAUUCGAAGAUUUGCUUAGAUACAGAACAGAUAAGCUUUACAACUCAAUUAAAUUCGAGGUUUGGCGUAAAGGACGCUUUAUGUUAGUUCAAUCUCGAAAUAUCCAUCCCGGUGAUAUCAUUCGCCUCGAAGGAAACCGCGAAAACCCAGCCGAUUUCUGCAUUAUUGAAACUUCCGAGAACAAUCAUAGCUGUUUUGUCAACGAAGUCAACUUAAAUGGUGAAACAGCUGUCAAACAAAGGAAGGCUAUUCAAUGCGUCAGCAAUUUCGAGAUACCAUCAACCAUCCAGUCAUUUGAAAACAGUCGUGUUAAAAUUUCUUCACCGUGUAACGAUUUACGAUCAUUAAAUGGCACGAUUACUUACCAAGGCUCGGAAAACGCCUUCUCAAUGAAGAACGUUGUCCUCAAGGGUACGUUCCUUGCACAUACUGCUUGGGCAAUCGGUGUUGUUUUAUAUACAGGCCAUGAUACACGUAUUAUCCAGAACCAGCGCCAUCCACCUCAUAAGACAUCGCGUCUAGAAUCGAAAUUCAACAUCAUUAUCCUCAUAGACUUCAUUUUCAACUUCAUUUUAAUUGGAAUUUGCACUUUUAUGGCCGCUCGAAUGGAUAUUACCAACAAAUUCCAUUGGAUAGAGACUAUGAAAGUCAACGCGCUCAACGUUAUGAAGAACUUUUCAGCUUUUGCGAUUAUUUUCUCGUAUAUGAUUCCAAUUUCAUUAUAUGUCACUGUCGAGUUUGUCAGAUUCUUCCAGAGAUGGACUUUCUCAACAGAUCUCGGUAUGUACUACCCAGGACUUGGCUUUUGCCAGCCAAAUAACUCAAAUCUUAACGAAGAACUCGGAUCCGUCGACCAUAUCUUCUCAGACAAGACAGGAACAUUGACAGAGAACAUCAUGCGCUUCGUACAACUCUCCGCGAGAGGUUCUAUUUACGAUGUUGUUACAGAUAAAGAACGUGUUAAGAUGCUUGUCUCCAAAAAGACAGAGCGUAAUCUUCUUGAGAUAUUGGCCGCAAUUCCUGUCUGUUCUACCGUUAUUUGCACUGAAGAUGGAUAUUCAUCAGAAUCUCCCGACGAAGAAGCCCUUGUGAACUACGCCAAAGAGCUCACAGCCACCCUCACAGCAAGAGUUCCCGACGAAUCGAUGACAAUCGACCUCGGAGGAACCGAAACCAAAUUUGAGCAUCUCGCCACCAUAGAAUUUGACUCGGAUCGCAAGAGAAUGUCCGUUGUCGUACGUGCUCCAAAUGGAGAGGUCGUAAUCUACACGAAAGGUGCCGAUACGAUCAUGUUCCCUCUAAUUGCCAAAGACGAAGACGAGUCUGUGAUCAAAUCUACGAAAGAGCAAGUCGACGCCUUUGCCGAACAAGGCCUCAGAACCCUUAUUUAUGCUUGGAGACUGAUGCCAAAGGACGAAUUCGAACAAUUCAUGGCAGAAUACAGAGAAGCGAACCUCGCAAUGACAGACAGAGAUAAGAAAGUCAAAGAAGUUGGUGCAAAGAUCGAAAAGGACCUUGUUUUGUUGGGAGCAGUUGCAAUUGAAGACCAAUUACAGCCAAAUGUCCCAGAAACAAUGUCAUAUCUCUCAAUGAUGGGUAUCAAGUUAUGGGUUUUGACAGGUGAUAAGCACGAAACAGCAGUCAGUAUCGCGAAAUCUACAGAUGUUAUCACUCCUGAGUGCAAAGUCUUCGAAAUUCUUACCGGCGACCCUUCAGAAACAGCCACAAUCUCAAGACAAAUCGAUGAAUGUACAUCUCCAUGCGUUCUCGUUCUUUCUCCCGAUGCAUUAAUCUACAUUACAGAACAAGUUCCUCUUGAACUUGUCAAAAUGGGUGACCAAUGUCGAUCUGUCGUCUGUUUCAGAAUGUCUCCAUUCUUAAAAUCCAAAGUUGUCGAUGUCAUGCGCUCUAAUACUAAAAAAGUCUGUCUUGCCAUCGGUGAUGGUGCUAACGACGUCAACAUGAUCCAAACAGCGAACGUUGGUGUUGGAAUUAUCGGUCGCGAAGGAAGACAAGCAGCACAAAACUCAGAUUUCGCAAUUACACGAUUCAAACACCUCAAACGACUACUUGCAGUUCACGGACGUCUUAGUUUAGUUCGUAUCUCAGGUGUUGUCCGAUACAUGGUCUACAAAAACCUUGUUUUCUCAUUAGUUAAUAUUCCAUUCUUUUAUUUCACACGUUGGACACCAUCUCCCAUCUUCGACGGCUGGCUUAUGGCCACAUACAACCUUAUGUGGACUAUUUUCCCACCAGGCGAGUACGGAUUCUUUGAACAAGAUGUCAGUUUCCAAAGUAUGAUGAAAUACCCACUUAUCUACAGAGAUGCACGCUCAGGAAGGUUCAUUUCCAUGUGGCGCUUUGUUGGAGAGCUUGUCAACGCUAUUUACCAAUCAAUGAUUUUAUUCUUCUUCAACAUGUACGUUCCAUCCAUGAAACCACUUAAUGGACGUGGUUUGGUCGAUGACUUGAACUUCAACGGUGUUCUUUUGUACAUUUCUAUUAUUUUGGUUGUUGAUAUCCAAGCAAUCAUCAGAUCACAGCACUGGAACAUCUUUUUGUUCUUGGGUGUCAUUGUUUCCAUCCUCAUCUUCUUCCUUGUCAAUCUUCCAUACGGAUCAUUCCCUACAUUUGUUCCUUUGAUGUAUUUCGUUCCGCAGACAAUCUUCACAUCAUACAUUUCUUAUGUUUUGUUGGUUAUCUCUGUCUCUUUCUCUCUCUUCCCAGAGGCAAUGAUCAAGUACUUGAAGGGAAUGUGGGCACCAUCUUACACAAGAGUUAUAAGAGAACACGAACUUUUGGAACAAAUGAACAGAAAGAAAUCAAACUAA